Spathaspora passalidarum NRRL Y-27907 is the source of this 1128-nucleotide messenger RNA. RefSeq lists its product as uncharacterized. The coding region runs from base 1 to 1128 and encodes 375 amino acids. The transcript has a single exon. NCBI's taxonomy places the organism in Eukaryota, Fungi, Ascomycota, Pichiomycetes, Serinales, Debaryomycetaceae. The record is from RefSeq and is a predicted model, not a curated record.
AUGGUUCUUCUAGGAGAGAUCGUGCAACUGCAACAGUAUUUCUCCCGACUUACUACCGGAAUACCAUCAUUAGACCAAAUAUUCAUCACCGGAACUGGAAACAACCAAUCUCUUACAAACAAAAUCUAUGACUUUCAGACAGCACCUAGUUGUCAAGCCAUGUACUUGGUGACUAGUUCAUUAAUCAUGUCACACUUGCUGAAUGAAAAGUCAGUGAUUAUUAUAGACACUUUAAAUAGAUUUCCUAUGAAGUUCAUUAUUAAACAUCCGAGCUUUAAGAAGGAAUGGCUUAAUGAUAAGUUAAUGCUUUAUGAUCGAGACACAUUUUCUAAAUUGUAUGCGUUUUUUAUAUACAAGAAGGAUAUACCGAAGAACUGCAUGAUUAUAAUCAAUGAUUUUCACGACUUGGUAGAGCUUUAUAAACUAGAGAUGUCAUCAGUUUACGAAGAGCUUUUGUUGAAACAUCAUAUAGACAUGAAUGAUACGUACUUGCACAAUAAGAAGACCGCUGAUAAUUUACUAAUCCCUGAGUUGCCUUUCAAUUCAGAUUUGAUUAAAGUUAGUCCUAUAGCUAAGUUUGAAUCUCAUGUGAAGAUACUAUUUAGCAAAUUGAUUCAAAUAUGCAUCACCCAAAUGCUGCCGAUUUUCCUAUUGGGACACUUGGAUACAAAGUUCCAACCAUAUAGAAUGAAACCCACAUCACAAGCAAACUCGUCACAAUCGUCCCUUACCGAAAAGGGAAGAGUGGUAUUGACUCCACACAAGUUUGAGAAAAUAUCUACUCGGAUUGUAUUCUAUAACGAUUGGUAUCACAAGACACCGCACUUUGACGAAACAGUCAAGUCCAACUUUAUCAAUGAAAAUAAGCUUAGAAUGGUAUCUGCUGCAAGAUUAGAACUACCAAAACAAAAACUAAUGCAUCACCCGGUGUAUUUUGCCGUGGAUGACAAGUUCUACCAUGAUAAACACUUUGCACUUGACAACAAGUCAUACUCAUUGAUUGAUCUUUCAGCAAGUACAUCAGAUCCCGAUACCGAUGUUGAUAUCCCAUCGUCUCCCAUUGAAUAUGAAUCUGUACUAGAUGUUAGUGCUAGCGAAGGUCCUCAAGAUUUAAGUGCUACCAUGUGA